AUGAGAGUCAGUAUUUUAAAAUGCGUUCUUUUUUCAAUUGUUAUUUGUUCUUUUGAAUAUGCCCAAAAUGAACUAUACUUUGUAAACGAUAGAGGGAUAUGGCUUGAAAGGAAUGUAAUAAACUUUAGAAAUAAUAGGAUAUUAGCAUAUGCAGAUAACGAAUUUGAUUUAUAUGAUUUUUAUCAAUCAACUUUGAGUCUUGCAAGUCAACUUGGUGAUUGUGUUGAAGGUAACAAAGAAAUAGCACACCUUCGAAAUAUUAUAGAUUCACAUAUAAAGAAACAUAUAGAAAAUAAUACAUUACCCAAUUUAAAUAAUUUAGAUAAGAAAACUAAAAAUCUGACUAAUGAACUUCGAAAAGAAUUAAAAAAACAGAUUGCUGAUAAAAUGAAUGGUGAAUUAGCAAUACAGCCGAUAGAUGAUCAAAUAAUAAUAAAAAAAGAUGAAAAUUGUUCUGUAUCAGAACAUGAAGGCUUUAAACAAUUGAAAAAUAAUGAAAAUAAUAAAAUUACAUCAAGUAAUAAUUAUAAGGAACCCAAAGCAAAUCAAAAGUUUAAAAAAAUUCUAAAAAAACUAUUUAAGAUGAUGAUGACGAAUUUAGUUUUUUUGGCGAUAAUACUAUCAUCAGGGCUCUUAAUUCCACUUAUGCUUUUAAUUCCACGAGGCUCAUUUGACGGAAUUGAGAAAUGGUAA
Plasmodium berghei ANKA is the source of this 693-nucleotide messenger RNA. Its product is annotated as fam-b protein. Bases 1 to 693 code for a protein of 230 amino acids. The transcript has 2 exons. The record is from RefSeq and is a predicted model, not a curated record. NCBI's taxonomy places the organism in Eukaryota, Apicomplexa, Aconoidasida, Haemosporida, Plasmodiidae.